This is a messenger RNA of Dendroctonus ponderosae (mountain pine beetle), 1623 nucleotides long. RefSeq names its product calcium homeostasis endoplasmic reticulum protein-like. Gene Ontology annotation, biological process: intracellular calcium ion homeostasis. Gene Ontology annotation, cellular component: perinuclear region of cytoplasm. NCBI's taxonomy places the organism in Eukaryota, Metazoa, Arthropoda, Insecta, Coleoptera, Curculionidae. The transcript has 2 exons. Bases 445 to 813 code for a protein of 122 amino acids. Gene Ontology annotation, molecular function: nucleic acid binding. The record is from RefSeq and is a predicted model, not a curated record.
CCGCCUCAACAAUAUAAAACUUAUCUUUACCUUACCGAAUUAUAUUAUUUAUUAUUAUGUAAUCACAGUGAAGGCUGGGAAAAAUUAGGUUUAUACGAAUACUAUAAGGCGAAAAAUCACGCCAAAAGAGAAAAAGAUGAGGCGAUAAAGGCCGGAAUCAGACAAAAGUCGCGAAGCCCAUCGCCGAUAGUAGUGAAACCGGAGAAGGACGAGACGCCGCCCAAAAGGCGGUACCGCAGCAAAUCGCCCACGCCGCCGCCUUCAUCGCACCGAAGAAGUAGCAGGAAGAAAAGAUCGCGAUCAAGGUCCAGAUCGAAGUCCCGAAGCCGCUCGCGGAGCCCUAGAAAGCGCCGGGGCAGAGAGUUGAGGGAAAGCAGAGAGAUAAAGCGACGUAGGAGUGUGUCCAGGUCGAGAUCCAAAUCAAAGUCCCCACUGAGAAGGUCCAUGUCUCCAACCCCAGGGUUCGGCAACAUGCCCUACCUGCGAGCUGAGGCUCAAGAACUGGAUCCCUCCAAUAAAGGCCACGAAAUGCUGCGCAAAAUGGGAUGGGGCGGAAAAGGGCUGGGGGCGAACGAGCAAGGCAUCGACGCUCCGAUAUCCGGGGGUGAUGUGCGGGAUCGGCAGGAUCAGUUUAAAGGGGUAGGGUGCAACUUGAACGAUCCCUAUGAGAACUUUAGGAAAAACAAAGGUGCCGCCUUUAUCACCAGGAUGAAAGCCCGCGCGGAAGAACGCGAGAAAGAGAGUAAGAAUAAUUUUAAUUGCGUAUUUAUCAAAUCCAUUCUAAAGUCGGUUUUACGAUGGGCCUUCCAAUGAACAAGCUGGUUUGCUGAAGUUUUAUUAGCAGUCGUUUGUUUAAAUAUUGAUUCUGGCCUAACUCACAAUGUUAGCGGCAAUCAAAGGCUUAAUUGUAGGAAAAUUGAGCCGGAUGUUUGUUUUGGGUCGCAGCUUUUUUUAGUUUUCGCAAAAAAUACAAUUUAGCAACAGAAAUGUAUGCUAAACUACUGCGUAGAAGCUGCCUUUUACCAACGCCCGAAACCGUUUUAUCUAAGGUAUUUUAGGGAUAUCAGCACCUUCAAAGCGCUUCUAACAGCCGGUUUUUUAUUAAAAAAGUGCCAAUUUUUCCGUUCCAAAAAGUGACAAAAGGGGUUGAUGCUGAAGCGAAAACCCAUACAUUUUUACUUUAGUCUUGAACUUUGCGUUUUUUUAAGACAAAAAUGAAUUUUGCAUAUUUUUAUAGUUUGUCUAUUUUUCAAUGCUGAAUACAUUUAAUUCCCAACUGAUUCCUAUGACUAAAACGAUUUUUUAUUGUUUCUAGAAGAUAUACCCAGAAGAGCUGAAGUAUAGUGUCGUUUUUUGCAAGUUCCGCAAAGGUUCUUUUGUGCUAGAUAUAGUGUGUUGCACUGUAUGCACUGUUCUCUUUGUUGUCAUACAUUUUUCCAGAUUGAGAUACUCUGAUGGUGUAAUUUUUUCUAGGAUAUGUGGAUAUUGACCAAAAAACACGUUAAAAGUGGCGUACUUUUUUAAUGCAUCCUAAUGUUAUUUCCCAAUUUACUAAACUUCUUCUUCCAGAAUAAUUUUAGUUUUGAAUGUGUACAUAGCUUUGGAAUAAAAUUUUAAAGUGAG